Ostertagia ostertagi is the source of this 561-nucleotide messenger RNA. NCBI's taxonomy places the organism in Eukaryota, Metazoa, Nematoda, Chromadorea, Rhabditida, Trichostrongylidae. The record is from the annotation of a GenBank genome assembly.
AUGCAAGUCCCUAAAAAAGCGACUGAAAGUCCUUCCUAUUGUACAAGACUAGAGAAACAACUUGUCAACCGAGAAAACGACAAAGAGGCUGUGCUAGCCGAAAUUUCGCAAGCCCCUGAAGUAAUCUCGACACGAGUGUAUACAGCCAAAUGUGAUGUCUAUUCUUAUGGAAUACUUCUUUGGGAGAUCUUCAAUAACGGUGAAACGCCUUAUAAGGGGAUUGAUAAUAAAACUGUCAGAGAAAAGAUAUCGGACCCUAAAUUUCGUCCACCAACUGAUGCUACUCUUCCCAUUGUUAUCUACAGAGUGAUGAAAACCUGUUGGAGAGCGAAUCCCGUCAAGAGACCAUCAAUGGCACAAGUUGCUCGCUAUCUUGUCAAUGCUCCUCCAGAACUAUUCCUGCCGAAAUCAGCCGAGUCUGCCAAUCGACCUGAAGGUUCCAUGAGUGCGGCUUCCGCCACUGCGAUUGCACCUUCUCGUCAAGCUCCCUCAACAGGACGACGUAGUAAAAGCUGCCCAUUGGGACAACAUCCGUCGCCAUCAUCUAUGAGGAAAGGGUCG